Molecule: messenger RNA, 854 nt
Organism: Thyridium curvatum
Lineage: Eukaryota; Fungi; Ascomycota; Sordariomycetes; Thyridiales; Thyridiaceae
Exons: 2
Molecular function (GO): protein binding
Source: RefSeq, a predicted model, not a curated record
GCGCCGAGGUGUGGCAGGCCCUGCGCGCCGCGCUCGAGAUCCUCUGGGAGGCGGACCGCGACCGCGCCGCCGCCGCCGCCGCUGCCAGGCGGAGGCCGGGGCCUCUGGACGGCGGCGGCGGCGGCGGCGGGGAGGAGGAGGACGACGACGACGAAGGGGAGGAGAGCGGCGGCGGGCGGGACGACGACGACGACGUCGCGCUCGCCACGGCGCAGAGCAUCCUCGACGCCGGGGAGAUCACCCUGCCCACGGGCGACCUGGCGCAGGGCGCGUACGACGCCCUGGGCAACUACUACGCCCUGCCCGAGUGGAUCGCCAGCGACCCGUCCAACAUGGUGCCCGACGGCGACGACGACGAUCACGGGGAAAAGGAGCUGGACGACGACGACCUCGACGACCUCGACGGGGGCAUGUCGAGCGAGUGCACCGAGACCGAGGACGAGGGCGAGGUGGUGGGCACGGGCACGGGCAGUCCCGCCGCCGCCCCGCGCAGCGGCGCAGAGGAGAAGAGGCGGCGCCACGGCCGCCGCGGCCGCCGCGAUGAGAAGGGCAAGGCCGUGGCGCACGAGCAGCCCGGCGGGGACGGCGACGACGGCGGCGGCGGCGGCGAGAAGGACACGGUCGCCGUGCGGGCCCGGCUGAGCGAGAACGGGCGGGACGUCGUCGUGCGCGUCGGGCGCGGGGACCACGUCAAGGCGCUGGAGAGGCGGGUUCUGGACAAGGCCCAGCUCGCCCCGACGGCCAAGAUACGCAUCGCCUACCUCGGCAAGAUCCUCCGCGAGCACUCGUCCCUGGCCUCGCAGGGCUGGCAGGAGGGCCACAUUGUCAACGCACUCGUCUUUCACAGCAGUUGA